UUAUUGACGAAAGAAAAAAAAUCAAGUAAUGAUAAAUGUGACAAGAUGAAAGAAAAAUUUCGACAAGCAAUUUUUGUGUGUGUUUUUACUAUUAAUGUUGGGUUCAUUAUUGCAGCAACUUCAUUUGGCAACCGCAAGACCUAUUCGACAGAGUCCAAUGGCUUAGUUAAUCGAAACUUACCACACUAUGUUGGUCAAAUAAUACCUGAUAAAUGCAUUGCAAUUUGUGGGUUUAAAGAAGAAAUUUAUGCUGGAGUUGACCAUAAUGGAAAUCAUUGCUUUUGUGGUUCUUCUGUGGGAGAUGCAUGUGGAUCUGUUAAUGACACACAGUGUUUAGAGGUAUAUGCUUCAGAUGGCUUAUCAGCUGAGUUUACUACUACGCCACCUACAAGUGUUAAACUUUUUGAAGAUGUGGCAUUGUCUAUACGAAUAUCUGAUAAUUUACCUAUUUAUGGUGUCUACAUUAAUGGUAAAGUUUUAGAGACAAGGACAUCUGAUGUUACUGUUAAAUUUACUCAACUUGGAAAUAAUACAUUAGCAACAGAAUUAGGAGCAUAUUGGGGUGCUCGAAGUCCACUUCAUUUUGUAAUUGCGUAUGCUGGAAGCGAACUUAUCAUUCAGUGUCCUGUAGCAUUUGAACAAGGAGUGGAGUUUGAAUGUUUGAUUCUUGUAACAUCGGGGUCAGAUCUCACAACAAUGACAAUCUCCAAAGAUGGAUCAUCAGUUGCUACAAUCUCCGAUGUUUCAGAUCCUUUGUAUUAUCAAAUUGGAAGUGACUUGAGAAGUGAUCGUUUUCAUGACUAUUCGCCAUCGUAUAAUUGGACACUUGGAUAUCCCUCAGCUUACAUAAACAUCAAUCAUCAAUUUACUUCUGAGGGAGUGGUAAAGGCUUUUGAAGCAUACAUAUCACGUCUUGAUUCAGGCGUGGGGUGUGUGCGAUUUCUGAUACUUAAACCAACCUGUGACAUCUCUACCCAGAAGUAUUGUCAUUCCAAACAGUCUUGCGUGGACUUGGCUCAUGAAUGUGGUGAUGCAAAAGAUGACACAGUAACAUUUUAUUCAUCUUCAACAGAUACAAUGUUUUGUUCCGAUACACUUAGAUUUACUAAUCCAGAAAAUUCGUCAUGUCUGCUAUCACCACCAUCUGGGCCUGCUGCUCAGUACGAAAUUGUGUAUGAACAUGAAGCACAGACUAGUAAACUAGGUAAUAAUGUGUUUGGUGUAUCUGAUGUUGUCAUGGUCAAACCAGGAUAUAUACUUGGCUGGGUGCCAUGUGUUAACAAUCCUGGAGACAUUGGGUAUUAUCCUGUUGAGCCUGUAUAUGAUGAUUUGUAUCCAGUGUAUGUGUAUGACGAAGUGUAUCAACUUAAAGUAGGAGCUGUAUUCUCAAUGGAUUAUCCACUGACUUCAACUCUAAAUGUGGCGCAUAUGUUACGUGCAUCUGUUUUUUCAAUGAUUUAUUAUUCUCAAAUGUUCACAGGUGCAACUGCUAAUACAGAUUUAGAUGUGUCUGCAGCAUUAGAAUCAACCUUUGAUACGACUUUUACUGCCUCUAAGACUGUCAGAAUUCAAGAAGUCAUUGUUGGUCUCACUGCAGCUGCCAAAGUAGAUUCUAACGAAGUAGUAACAUUAACACUCGGGCUUAGUACUGGACUUAGUGAUGUAACAUUUUGCAUCCACUGGGACAUGGAGAAAUACAAUGGCACAUGUGAUAUAACAACAACAUCUAUUAACCCUUCAACAGUUUAUCCAAGGCCUGGUGUAUAUACUAUAUUUGUUAAAGCUUACAACCUAAUAUCAAUGUCAAAUGUCACAACUAUCGUCACAAUUGAAGGAUCCAUAUCUCUUUUGGAAUUUAUACCAUCGCCCAUUCCAAUUAAAGCUGUUGCGACGAACGAGCCAUUGCUGAUUGAAGUAUUUGGUAGUGGGUUGGGGCCGCUAAAGUUAAGCUUGGAGAUCGAUUCGUUGAGCGUUGAAUACAAUGUAUCCGUAGCUUCACACUUUUAUGCUUUCGCAGAUGCUGUAUUUAGUGCUCCAAAAGAUGUUCUCUCUGUGAUAAAGUUAGGCGAUAGUAAAGCUGUGGCAGCUUAUGGCAGUGUUGAAGAUCCCAUUGCUCAACUGUCACUUGAAGCUUAUGGAAUUGCAGAAACAAAUGUAAGUUUUCAAUAUCGAAUUGUCCCUCAUAUGGGAACUAAUGUUACAUAUCGUUGGACAUGGAGUGAUGGUCAUAUUGAUGAAACGAAUGGAACAUACAAUGUACGAGUCAUGAAUCACACUUUUCAUUAUUAUGGUAAUUUUUCAAUUUAUAUUGAAGGAUGGAAUAAAAUAAGCUAUUCGGAUCGAAAUUACACGUUCACCAUUCAAGAUAAAAUCGAGGGUUUGUUUUUUGUCAAGGAGAACCUAAAUACAGAAUUUGGAUCUAUAACCACUGUUGAUUUUUAUUUAACACAGGGUACUGCGGUAAACUUAUGGAUUGAUUUUGAUUUGAAAGAUAACUUUGACCUUCCAAUUACUACUCCAAUAGCAGUUAAUAUGGAUAUGUCUGGAACUGCAAUUUAUGGAAGAGGAGGUAUACAGUACCCAAAACAUGGGAAGUACAAUUUGACUAUACAUUGUGAAAAUUCUGUGUCAACCUUGACAAUAUGGAAAGAUGUCUAUAUCCAAGAACGUAUAACCAAUUUGACUGUGCAGAUUGAACAACAGCAUUCAGGUGGAUUACUAGAUUAUGUUGAGGUCAAUGAAACCUUGACAAUAAUUGCAAAUAUAUCAACAGGAAUUGAUGUUACAUUUGUGUAUAAUUUUGGUGAUGGAAAUCCACCAUUAACCACCAAUGAGACCUCUGUCAGUAUUUCUUAUUCUGAAUGGAGAGUAAACCCACCAUACAUAGUAGAAGUUUCUGUUUUUAAUGAAAUCUCCAGGGAUAAUCUUUCAAUUCCUAUAUUUGUGCAGAAACCAGUGCAAAAUAUGACUGGAUUUGGAGUGACUGCAACUUCAACCAACUCUACAUACCCGUUAUCCAUGACUCUAGAUAUUAUCAGUGGUGAUGAUUUCUCUUGCGGUUGGAAUUUUGAAGAUGGAUCACCAUUACAUUCUGUGGAUUACCCUUCCUUUUUGGAAAGUAAUGUUGUGAAACACAUUUUUCCUCCAGGAGAGUUUGACGUUGUGACGAACUGUUCAAACCGUUUAUAUAAUGUUACAUUAAUAACAACUGUUUACUCCUAUCACCCUAUUACUGAUUUUGUUGUUGAUGUUUUUUCAAAGUGUGACAAUAGCGAGGUACUAACAAAAGGAACAGGAAAGUAUGAAAAUACUUUUGAUGUAGAUUGUGAAAUUGUGUUUUUCACAAGCGAUCAAAAGGGAACUAAUGUUACGUACAUAUAUGACUUUAACUACGUUCAAAAAAAUGGUAAGACACCAGUCACUUCCACCCCAGAAAAUAGCACCAGUCACAAGUUUGUGUUUCUUGAAGAUGACACGACCAUUCUUGCAGUUAAUGUUCUAGUACUAGCUAAAAACCCGAUUCAGGAGUUUCUAAAAGCUAUACCUCUUUUAAUAAUUAGAGGCAUUCAAAAUGUUACCGUGGAAAUUGACGAUACUAUCAAUAGGAUUGGCAUGCUAACUAAUUUUACAGGUUCAGUUUCACAAAAAGCACACCAACCAUGUUAUGCAAUAGAUUUUGGCGAUGCUGAUGAAAAAGGUGCUGAUUAUAAGCCUCUUUUGUUUGGCCAUUCUGAUUGCCGGUCGAAACAAGAAUAUAUGUUUCAUUCAUAUUUGAGUGUUGACCUAUUACCUGAUGUAUUUACUGCUAUUACAUCAUACAUGUACAAAUCAGUCAAAACUUACAUUGUGACAGUUACAGGAACUAAUGACGUGUCUUCAGUUUCCACAACAAUUGAAGUCAAAAUCCUUGACCUACCAUGUAAUGCACCAGUUGUAGCAUGGGAUAGUGCAAUGGCUGAUGAACCAGGAAAGGCACAGACUCUUUCAUCCUUUUUCAAAUGUCGAAAAUAUAAUAUUUUAUCAAAAGCUGUUCGUGACUGCCAGAAAAAAACUGCAGUUAUUAAAAGAGAGUGGAAUCUGCAAUUGAUUACCUAUAUAAAUGAAACUGGUGAUAUCAUUGUAAACAAAAGUAUUGAAAUACCAGGAAAUGAUACACGACACAUUAUCUCAGAAAGGCAACUUGACUAUGGACUUUACCAUAUACAAUUGAAAUUUAGCAUGUUUGAUUUGGAACGAAACAUUGUGCUAGAUGGCACAGAUAUUGAACUAAGUGGAUAUUUUGAAAUCAAGAAAUGUGAUUUAAUUGUUAAUAUUUUGGGUGGAUAUGGAAGAGCUGUGGGACAGGGAGGUGUCAUUAAUAUUAAUGCGUCCCAAAGCACUGAUCCUGAUAUGGAGCCUAAUACACCAAUGGGGUUACAUUUUGACUGGUUCUGCAAGCAGGAUAAUUCCAAAGAUGAAAAUAUAGAAAACGAGUAUUUCCCAGAAAAUUUAGACGAUGCUCCAACGUUCAACUAUCCAGAAAGUCCAGACCCUGCUGCAGGAAAUGCAAGUAUAUCAAGAGCUCACUUCAAAGGAUGUUUUGGUCAAGGUCAUGGCCGGCUUAUUGGUGAAGGUCACGUUGGUCCAGUGUUAUUUUUAAACACUACUUUUAUGUUGUAUAGCCAAGAAUACAAUAUAUGGUUGCGUCUCUCUCAAACUGGUCGGAAGGAGAAUGUUAUUGUGAAAUAUAAUUUAAGAGUUGUUUACGGUGUACCACCAGAAGUUAGCAUUGAAUGUAAGCUGAAUUGUCUUGUGAAGAAAAAUCCAACUCAAAAGAUAUCUUUUGUGGCCAUGUGUCUAAACUGCAAAGACGUUACACCAUAUUAUGAAUGGUCAAUGGAAUCAAAAGAAGCUACAGCUCCUGAAAGUGUUGGCUAUGAAGAUGACACUGAAUUAUUAAAAAAAAGCGUUUUAACCAAUAUUCAAAAAGAUAAAAAUUUAGUUAUCAAGCCAAAUUCUUUAUCAGCAAAAAAAAUUUAUAUUCUCAAGCUAUCUGUAUAUUGGACCAAGGCAGAUGCAGGGACAGAAGGUGGUGGCUUUUCAGAAUAUGCGUUUGAAAUUAACACUCCACCGUAUAUGGGAAAGUACGCUCAAUGUUUGUUCAAUAAAAUGAGUGGGAAAGCUUUAGACACUAAGUUUAAUAUACAAUGUUUUGAUAUUCACGAUGUUGACACACCUUUGACCUAUUCUUGGUUUUAUUUACCUGGAAACUCCACAAAGGAUUGGACUGCAUGUACAUUUCCACGUCAAGGACGUCCAGAAUCAGCUUUGUUUACUUUACCUGCUGGUAACAGCCAGCGCCAGAAUCUAUUAAAAGUGAAAGUAAUUGUCACUGAUUUGUUUGGAGCAUCUAUGGAUCCCUACCUGUUAGAAAUUAGAGUUGAUCCCAAACCAAUUGAUAGUGCUUCAGUUGAUAAACUGCUUGACGAGGCGAUGGACGAUCCAGCUGUUAUGGGAAGUGUGAUGAAUGGUCUACUAGACAAUAUGAAAAGCACACCGAAGGAGCAAGAAUCAGUAAUUGACCAUUCAGCUGUGAAAGACAAAAUGGUAGCAAUGUUAGCUCAAGUAAAAAUUGAUUCUCCUGCCGGUGCUCAAAUGGUUGCUGGAACUCUUGAUAAUGCAGCUGAUGCUGGUGAAUCGAUGAGUGAAGAUGGAGUGGAAAAAUCAUUAACAGCAAGUGCUAACAUAGCGAAUUUCGCUGAUGAGCUUACUGCAGAAGAACUUGCAGGAAUUGCACAGAAGACUUUAUCGGCAACAUCAAAGUUUACAGCAAAUGUUAAAGGAGAAAAGGCUGCAGAGGCUUUAAAAAAUGCGAUGGCUAGUGAGUCAGUGUUGACAUCAGGCGCUGCUGCUAAUAUGGUAGCUGGAGAAGCGGCAUCAAGUAUAAAAACAUCAAAUGGGGAAACCAAAGUUUCUUGUAUCGAUCCAAAAGAUAAAAGUAAUGACUUAGGGGGAUUUGAGUUACCUGACAUGGAUGAUGACGACAAUGAGGGAGGCUGUACAGGUGCUUCGAAUUCGAUGGGUAAAAAUAGAUUUGCAUUUGAUGAGUCAUCCAAGGGAGUGAUGGGUCCAACAUUGGGGCUUGAGUUAUCAGCUGGCUUAGGAAAGAAAAAGAAAGUGCAGAAUUUGACAAAACCAAUCCGACUUGUCAUACCCAACAUUGACCCCUUACCUGUACCUGAAUCUCAUACAGCGUAUUGUGAAUUGAUGAGAGUUGUGCAUCUAGUGAAAUGUGAUGUAAACACGUCCAGUUUGUUUUUAAAAAUGAAACCAAAGGACGACAAUUUUACUGGGAAUUUAUUUGCUUUCAUGAACAAAGGAAUUGCUCCAUCGCUAGUUAGUCACCAACAUAACUGUACGUUACCCAACCCGUAUCCAGAUGGCUGGGAGAAUAUGACAACAGCUGCGCAGCAACAUUUUGAAGAAGAGGUCAAAUGGAGGUGUGUCAUUUCAGCAAAGGCAAUGGAAGAUUAUUGUGAAGGAAGAUGGUGUGUUGGUAUCAUCUAUUACACAAAUUCUACUAACACUACCACCAAGUUAAGACCAAGAGAUUAUCCUGUUGAAGAAGCGAAAUGUUCUAGAUUAAACUACACAUUUUACGCCUACACAAGGUCGUGUCUCUACUGGAGUCAUGAACAGAAAAAAUGGUCAAGUGAAGGUUGUAAGGUCAGUACGGAAUCGAAAGAUAGUGAAACCGUUUGUUAUUGUGACCAUUUAACUGACUUUGGUGGCGGUGGUCCGUUUGCAGAGCCGCAACCAAUCGACUUUGGAGCCGCCUUUUCUGGUUUUUCGAAUCUUGGUGAAAAUCCAACUGUGUUUGCGGUUGUUUUGUCACUGAUCGUUCUGUACUUCAUGAUGUUGGUUUGGGCUCGUAGAAAGGAUAAGAAGAACUUGGAGAAGGCAGCAGUAGCAGAACUUUCAGAUAAUCAUCGCGGCGACACAUACUACUAUGAAAUAGCUGUUCAAACAGGAUUCAAAACAGGUUCGACCACCACAUCAGAGGUGUUCAUCAAACUGUUCGGUGUGCAAAGCGACACACAACCAAGAAAACUUAGCAAUCCUAACCGCAAAUGUUUCAACAAAGGAGAAACAGACACCUUCUUGCUGGCUGUACCAUAUAGUUUGGGGAAUAUCAAGGAGAUUGAAAUCUGGCAUAACAACACUGGCGCUUCUCCGGGGUGGUUUUUGAUGCAAGUUCAGAUAACAAACCUCCAAACGUAUCAAAAAUUUCAAUACGUGUGCAACAAAUGGUUGGAUGUUGCAGAAGAUGAUGGCUUGAUCCACCGACGCCUCGAGAAAGCUGAUAAAGAAGAUCUGACCGAAUUCAGUUUUGCGUUCGCACAAAUGGCGCGAAAAAACCUCUACGAUGGACACAUCUGGUUUUCAGUGUUUACGCGACCUGCUGCAAGUACAUUCACUACAGUUCAAAGAUUAAGUACAUGUUUCUCGCUGAUUCUGAAAACCAUGUUAGCAAAUGCGAUGUUCUACACCGGUGACGAUGCACCACCUUCUGAUGCGAUCCGUAUUGGACCUUUCACUAUCUCAAUCACUCAAAUACGCGUGGGCUUUACAAGCAGUUUGAUUGUUAUCCCUGCCAAUCUGUUGAUUAUAACAUUGUUUAAAAAAGCUGGUCCAAAGAGGGACAAGAAUGCAGAAAAAUAUAAAGAAGAGGAAGAGGAAGAGGCAGGUUCUUCUGUCCCUGUAGCUGCUUCCAACAUUGACUUAGAAGAAGAAGGCAAAGCGAAGAAGCACAACAAGCGAGUCAACUUUCUUAAAUCAAUUCUAUUUGCUGGACGGGAAGAUGACGAAGAUGAGAAAAUGAAAAAGAAGAAGAACCCAUUACCUCACUGGUUGAUAUAUAUCGCCUACUUUUUCGUGUUUGUCACUUCCGCUGUCAGUGCAUUCUUCGUCAUCCUGUACGGGUUUACAUUUGGAAAGGAAAAAUCAGAUAAAUGGAUUGUGUCUAUGCUUGUCUCGUUUUUCCAGUCUGUCUUGAUUAUCCAACCUGUAAAGGUACUUGUUUUAUCUGUCAUAUUUGCACUCAUUGUGAAAGACCCAACUAAGGACGAAGAUGAAAAUAAACAAACUAAGAGGAAAAAAAUAGAAGAGACUGAUGAAGAUGCGGAAGAUUCAUUAGGUGAAGAUGAUGACAUCCUGAAGACUUUGAAUACAUUCAAAAUGCCAGAUGAAAGACGUUUGGAGGAAUCUCGACAGCAACGACUAAUGGAAAAACGAAUCAAAGCAAUCAUCAGAGAAAUAGUGGUACAUCUCAUGUUUGUUGUGCUGUGUUUGAUGGUGGCUUACGCAGCGUCUGACCCGUAUUCAUUUCAAUUAUCCAACAGCGUGCGGAAGCAGUGUCAAGAUAAUGGCGUGUUACAGUCGUAUUUCCAAAGUGUCUCCUAUGCUGAUGAGUAUGGGGAAAAAAGAAAAGUUGUAAAAGCAGACCAAGUUUCAAAUCGCCUUCAAUGGUUUGACUGGAUUCGGUAUUCUGUGACCGAAUAUUUAUUUCCCAACGGUUGGUACAAUGGCGAUAAAACUUAUGAGCCAGGCUUCACAGCUGACACAGAAGCUUCGAAGGUUCUCGCCAUGGCAAGGAUACGACAACUGCGUGUAAAAUCAAUGUCAUGCACGAAACAUCCCGUUUUUGUUGACCUGGUGGUUGAGUGUAACGCAGGCUAUAGUAUGGGAGUGGAAGACACUAAUAAUUAUCACUAUGGUUGGACGCCACCUAUCAACCGAUCCUUGCGCUUACAGUUGAGAAGAGGCAAAAGGAAAGCCAUGUACUUAGGAUUGGAAACGCCUUGGAGUUAUCAAAGUGCCGCGGAACUUAAAAGUUUCCCGUUCUUCGGCAAGUUUGCAACAUAUAGUGGAUCUUCCUAUUCCGUCAACAUUGGUCCUAAGAAAAAGUUUGCAAAGGCUAUCGUUAAAGCGAUGAAAGAUAAUUUCUGGGUUGAUCGCUAUACCCGCGCUUUGUUCGUUGAAAGCAACAUAUAUAACGCCAACACGAAUCUGCUGUUAAUCGUGACCAUGUUACAUGAAAUCUUACCAACUGGCGGGUGGAAUUUUUUCACUAACAUUCAGUCGUUAAGACUUUAUCGUUAUGUCGGAGGUCUCGGUUCGAUUAUUAUGCUGUUUGAUUUGGCUUUUACCGUCGUAACCCUUGUUGGUUUGUAUAAAGCGAUCAAACAUGGCAAAAGACAGGGAUUCAUGGCAUACCUGUCCAACCCAUGGAAUUUUCUGCACGUGGUUGUCACGCUCUGCUCACUUAGUGCCAUCGUUUGCACCGGAGCACGAAUGCUGGCCGUUAAAUGGGCAACUGCAGAAUAUAAGGAGGAACCCGAGCUUUUUGCAAGUUUCACGUAUGUUGGCCAACUUGAAUUCUUUAUCAUGGCUUUUAUUGGAUUUGUGGUGUUCUUUACCAACUUGGAAUUUCUGCGCAUUUUGAGAUUUAACAGACGUAUUGGUUUGCUAACAAAAACGAUGUCCAUAGUUGGAAAGCCGUUGCGUUCAUUUGCGUUACUCUUUAUGAUCAUCUUCAUGGCGUAUGUAUCGCUCGCGCAUUGCAUGUUUGUUGAUAAGCUACCGGCUUAUUCAACAGUUGGGAAAACCUUUGUUUCGCUCACGAAAAUGUUUCUAGGUAAAUUCAAAGUUUAUGAGUUCCUUGAUAAUGCUCCUGUCAUUGGUCCAAUUCUGUUCUUCUCCUACAUGCUGGCCAUCCAAAUGGUGCUGAUAAAUAUGUUUGUCGGUAUUGUGUGCGAUUCGUUCGCUACUGUGAGGGAAGAAGAAGAUAACACAGAAGAAGCAAAUGUCUUGUCGUAUAUGGCGAACAGAGUUAAAAAGAUAGCUGGUUCUACGACAGGUCCUGACGUUCCCAUCUAUAGCGAAUGGAAGACAGAUUGGGAGGUAAUGAUGGAGAAGUUAGAAGAGCGCUGCGAUAACUGUGUUUACGCGCUAGGUAACUUCGAAAGCGAGGAUUCAAGACAAACAAAAUGGUUUGAACCUAGGAAAGCUGACGAGAAGAAAAAGAAUAUGUUGGUGGCAGUAUUAGGACUUGAGUACUUCUUGUACGAUAAAGAGCUGUGUGACGGUAUCCAGGUUUUGGAGAGGAAGUUAAGAAGAAUGACGCUGACAGAAUCAAAAGUUUUUCUUGCUGCUGCUGUUUUGAAACGAAGGGACGACUUGCUCCAGGAACAAGGAAGAGCUUCGGAAAUGUCGAAUCAAUCCAGAAUGGACGGCGAAUCGUCAAGCGAUAACGACUCCGACAACGACGACGGCAAAAGUUCAUCGGAUUCAGAAGUUGAUUCGUCGUAAGGGUGAAGAGGAAUAGCUAGUGAUUUGAAACUUGACGUUGUAUAUAACAGAGACACAAUAUUGUGUGACAAAUUGACAUCUUGUUUUUUUGCAUUGUUGGUUUUAUUACGCUGUUUCAUUUUAUGACGGUCCUUGUUAUGAAAUUCGUAUGGUCGAAUUCUCGCGAAUACUUCUAACCCCAGCCCGUGGUGGCAUGAAAUCAUCUCAUGUUAAACCGACGUAAUGAAAACCAACAUUUUUUUUAUUUUUAAAUCUUCGAUAUUUAUACUUUACUUUUUUCUUUUCAUAAAAUGUUUUGGUUUUAAAGUGGUAGGCUGUGCAUGUGGAAAUGUGGAAAUGAUGCAUCAAUUAAAAAAAUUUUUGAAAAGUGAAUUUAGAUACAAGUAAAGAAAACAAGCAUUUUGAAAGAUGACGUUCAUGUUGGUUUAUCUUGUUUGAUUUCAAAAAAAAAAGAUGCAGAAAGGUACAAUGUUAGGCAAGAUAUGCUCGUUAAAAAAUUAAAAAACCUAUAUAUGUAGCACUUGCACUGGACGACCUGUAUUUUGAAGGAAUUUGUAUUUUUGCACGAUAUUAUUUGUUGUUAUUUUUUCUUCAUUUUAUUAAACAGAAAAAAGAAGCACUCAAAAUUC
This is a messenger RNA of Hydractinia symbiolongicarpus, 10979 nucleotides long. RefSeq lists its product as uncharacterized. Gene Ontology annotation, molecular function: calcium ion binding; calcium channel activity; protein binding. Gene Ontology annotation, biological process: detection of mechanical stimulus. Gene Ontology annotation, cellular component: membrane. The coding region runs from base 46 to 10350 and encodes 3434 amino acids. The transcript is spliced from 36 exons. The record is from RefSeq and is a predicted model, not a curated record. Lineage: Eukaryota; Metazoa; Cnidaria; Hydrozoa; Anthoathecata; Hydractiniidae.